Paramecium sonneborni is the source of this 628-nucleotide messenger RNA. Lineage: Eukaryota; Ciliophora; Oligohymenophorea; Peniculida; Parameciidae. The record is from the annotation of a GenBank genome assembly.
AUGAACCUCAAUUUAAACCUAGUGUUAAAAAAGAGCAAGUUUAAGAAAAAGUCUCUGGUUAAGCUGAAAUAGUCCCAGAGUAAGAAUUUACAUUUUGUCUCAGAUAAAAAAGGUCUCUUCUAUAAAUCAAGAGUCAGAAAAACUAUUGAAUAAUCUUCUUAACAAAUUAGAGAAAAAUAAAAUGUAGAGGAUAUAAAAAAAGCUGAAUCGUAAUAUAUUACUUCAUACGAUAAUUAAUAAUCAAUUUAUGAUUAGCAAGAAUAAUUACAAAAUUAAUACCAAGAAAAUCGGUAGUAAGACUCUGAAUUGAAUUUAUAGAAUUAAGACUAAUAAGAACAAUCAGAAAAUGUUUAAUCUUUAUAAUAAUAUUAAGAAUAAGAUUAAUAGUAUGAAUAUUAAGAAUAAGAUUAAACAAUAACAAUAUUAAGAAUAACAAUAAUAAUAUUAAGAAUAAGAAUAAAAAUAAUACUAAGAAGAAUAAUAAGUUGUAAAAAAAGAAGAAGAAGAAUCUACUUAUUAAGAUAAUUAAAAUGAUUAAAACUAAUAAUUUUAAUUAUAAAAUAACUAAUAUGAUGAUGGACAAUAAUUAUUUAAUAAUCUUAUGAAGCUUAUAAUGAAUAUAUACUGA